AUCAAAUGGCUCCUCAGCAGAAGUCUGGUCUUGCCGUUGGUCUCAACAAGGGCCACAUCGUCACUCGUCGCGAGUUGAAGAUUACCCCUUCAUACACCAAGGGAGCUGCUUCCAAGCGCACCACCUUUGUUCGCAGCAUCGUCCGUGAGGUCGUUGGCUUUGCCCCUUAUGAACGUCGUGUCAUGGAAUUGAUCAAGAACUCCAAGGAUAAGCGUGCCAAGAAGCUUACCAAGAAGAGACUCGGUACUUUCCUCCGUGCCAAGAAGAAGAUUGAAGAGUUGUCUGCUGUCAUUGCCGAGUCCCGCCGCCAUUAAGUUGGAGAGGUGGACCUCUUUCUUUUGCUCCCUUGAUUUAAAAUAUAUACAAAUACAUAUAUUUACAGACAAGUAACUUGUUUGGGCUCGUUUUCUUUAUUGGAAAGAAAGAAAGAAAAAGGAGAUUCUUUGUUUCUUUCAUUUUAUUGUUUGUAAUGUGUUUGUGUGUGAAUAUAUAUAUGGAGUAUUAUAUAUUUGUGUGUAUACAUAUAUAAAAUUUAUGCAUAUGUUCAUAUAUUUAUAUAUAAGAGGACGUGCGUAUUGAAUUAAAACUACAAAAGAGAAGAGAAAGAAGAAGGUAGAGGUGGACUAUAAGAGUGGAAUAUUUAUAUAUACAACGGAAGAAGUAAAGAACCAAAAGGAGAAAACCCCACACGCAAAAUACCAUCAUUAGUAUUACUCUGAUUGUUGCUGCCAGCCUUGUCGUCUGUGGUGUGAACGCGAGGGACGGCCACAGCAUUGAAAGACUGACUUCCUUACAUUAAUCCACAUACUGUCGAACCAUCCACCCGGCAUGCAACAUGGACAACAUUUCCAACCAUAUCCCCACCAGCCAGGACUCAAUUCCAAACUCUUGACGGACAUUGCAGAAUUAGGGAAAUCAACCAAACCUUGCUCGGCAUAGUAAUGAUAUGAAUCAACACUGGUGUCAUCUUCCAUUCCUCUUUCUUCUUCUGCAGUAUUUGUUUUUGGCUCUGAAUUCUCGGUAUUUUUCGCCCCGAUACCAAUAUUUUGGUGGUAAAAGAGGAGGGCCGAGAACACCAAGAAUGAUGCAAGUGGGUCGAGAAGUAUAUUUUCAACAGGUGAGGCUGUUGUCAUUGUUGGCAUGGACAAACGUUGAGUGGGCAGGGACCGGAAUGGGUUAGUGACUGGGCCACAACUGCUCACAGGGCGCACAGGUGGGAUUGACCACAAGACGAAACGUGAAGCAUCGUCUGUGAGUUCAGCCAUCAAUGUUUGCCGCUCGACAUGAUAACAACGAAAGUCAUAUCGGACUGAAGAAUUAGACUGUGAAGAGAGUGGCACGACUCGCCAUUGGUAUGUGUGGCCAUGGGAUUCGAAUGUGAGGUUUGAAAUCGAAAGGUGGAUGGUGUUGUGAGCCGAGCCAAACACCAUUGUCCGCCAAUCUUGGGCUGUAAGUGACCACACAGGUUGCUGGUACUGAUCCUGGAGGAUAUACGAGGAGGUGUUUGGGGUGUGAAAGAAUACUGGGCGUGAGUCUCCGUGAACAAAGCAAACGCUACUGUUAUUUGAAGAAUGUUUUAUGUCUAAUAAAAGGAGUGCUGGGUGGUAAAGUGACAUGGGAGGAAUGGCAGGGUAUGUAGGGGAAGGUGGGAGAAUUGAGAGAUCAGGGAUGGCAUGAGAACCAUCAUUCUGGUGAUUGAUUACUAGAGUGGGUGAUAACGC
This is a messenger RNA of Phycomyces blakesleeanus NRRL 1555(-), 1721 nucleotides long. RefSeq lists its product as hypothetical. Gene Ontology annotation, cellular component: cytosolic large ribosomal subunit; ribosome. Gene Ontology annotation, biological process: cytoplasmic translation. The coding region runs from base 6 to 314 and encodes 102 amino acids. Gene Ontology annotation, molecular function: structural constituent of ribosome. The transcript has 3 exons. NCBI's taxonomy places the organism in Eukaryota, Fungi, Mucoromycota, Mucoromycetes, Mucorales, Phycomycetaceae. The record is from RefSeq and is a predicted model, not a curated record.